AGAAAAAUAGGACAUAGACGUGUGCAUGAAAAUGGAAGUGUCACCUACAAGAAGAGGCCGACAACAGAGCUGAUGACGGCAGUUCAGCUUGGCAUAGCACAAAGCAUUGGUAGUCUUUCAGCUAAACCUAGUCGAGAUAUUUUAUAUGAAGAUUUCCAUGUUGUUGUGACUGUGAAUUUUCCAAGGGAUGGAACAAACUUGACCCCAGCACAUCACUGCAGUGAUUUUCGAUUCAGAACCUACGCACCAGAUGUUUUUAGAUACUUCAGACAGAUAUUUAAAAUCAAACCAGCCGAUUUUUUAAUGUCACUAUGUAGUGAUCCUCUUCGAGAACUUCCAAACCCUGGAGCAUCAGGUAGCAUAUUCUACGUAACAGAAAGUGACGAAUUCAUCAUAAAAACAGUUCAACACAAGGAGGCAGAAUUUCUUCAGAAGUUACUGCCAGGCUAUUAUAUGAAUUUAAAUCAGAACCCAUGCACCUUGUUGCCAAAGUUUUAUGGUCUAUUUUGUUAUCAGUGUGGUGGGAAGAACAUAAGAUUCGUUGUGAUGAACAACAUCAUCUCCUCCGAUGUUUUCCUCAGUGAAAAGUUUGACCUGAAAGGAAGCACCUACAAGCGGAAAGCAUCCAAACACGAAAAGUCGAAACCGGUGCCUACUUUAAAAGAUCUCGAUUUCGUUGAUAUUUAUCCAGAGGGGUUGAUGCUCGAGGUUGAGACGUACGAUGCACUCGUUAAAACAUUGGACAGGGACUGCAGGGUUUUAGAGAGUUUCAAAAUUAUGGACUACAGCUUCCUAAUUGGAAUAUACAACAUUGAUAAUAAUGAAAAAGUUUACGAAUCAAAAGUGCCAAAACCAAGGAUAGGCCAGUACUCAACUCCAAUGGAGUCUAUACAGGCGGGCAGUCAAAACAUCACGUCAGUAUUCAAGAGUCAGAUCCCUGCGAAGAAUGGCAGAGGUGAAAGGUUAUUGCUGUACGUAGGCAUCAUUGAUAUACUUCAGAGUUACAGGUUGGCCAAAAAGUUGGAGCACGCAUUCAAGUCCCUCGUUCAAGAUGGCGAUACUGUAUCAGUGCACCACCCACAGUUCUACGCUCACAGAUUCAAAAAAUUUUUCAAUGAAGUUGUGUUUAAAAGUAUGUUCUUCUUUCUUUCUCUCUAUUUUGCCUAA
Molecule: messenger RNA, 1167 nt
Organism: Helobdella robusta
Lineage: Eukaryota; Metazoa; Annelida; Clitellata; Rhynchobdellida; Glossiphoniidae
Exons: 11
Biological process (GO): phosphatidylinositol metabolic process
Molecular function (GO): phosphatidylinositol kinase activity
Source: RefSeq, a predicted model, not a curated record